This is a messenger RNA of Monomorium pharaonis (pharaoh ant), 4118 nucleotides long. RefSeq names its product dystrobrevin beta. The record is from RefSeq and is a predicted model, not a curated record. The transcript is spliced from 17 exons. Gene Ontology annotation, molecular function: zinc ion binding. Gene Ontology annotation, cellular component: plasma membrane; synapse. Bases 463 to 2838 code for a protein of 791 amino acids. NCBI's taxonomy places the organism in Eukaryota, Metazoa, Arthropoda, Insecta, Hymenoptera, Formicidae. Gene Ontology annotation, biological process: synaptic signaling.
UCGGAUCGGGAUUCGUGCGGCGGGCUUGUUUACUGUGACGUCGUCCCCGGGCCACCGGGUAGGAAUCCGCGUCUCGCCUCCGUUCACCGGGUUCGUCCGGAUCGGCGGCCGCCAAUCGCGUGCACACCAAGCGUAUCGACCGCGAGGCGGACGUUCGUUCGUCCGCGUUUUGUCAAAACGAGCAUUCGGUCCGUCCGGUAAGAGAGAGAGAGCGCGGCCGCUCUCUCGGAUUAAAGACCGCCGGGCGUCUCGUUUUCCCCUUCUCCCUCCCCCUCCCCUACCUUUACUCUAUCCCUCGGGGAGAGAUCGCGAUCCGUCCCCGUUAGCGAUUUAAUGACGAGUGAGCGUGGUGAGCGGUAAGGUGCGAGGGUGGCCUUCCACGGGACGACGACUCCACGCCCCCGUCGGUACCCUUUUUUUCCUCUCGCCGAAGACACGCGCGCAGAGAGCGCCUCAGUGAAAAUGGCAGAGGAAGGCGCUGGCGGAUCGGGAAACGGGAGCAGCGGCGAGACGAGCCGUUUGCAGCUUUUGCAGGAGAUGCGACAGCAGAACUUCGACACCAUACGAUUCGCGUCGUACCGCACCGCCUGCAAGCUAAGAUUCAUACAGAAAAAAGUGCAUUUGCACAACGUUGAUAUAUGGAACGUGAUCGAGGCGUUUCGAGAGAACGGUCUGAACACAUUGGAGCCGACGAGUACCUUGGGAGUGUCCAGACUCGAAACACUACUGUCUUCCCUGUUUCACGCACUGAACAAGAGAGUCCCGGUGUCGCAGCAGUCCAAAGUUGACGCUACCACGGCGUUGUUGAUGAACUGGCUACUAGCCGCUUAUACCAGCGGGGAGAACAAUAAGAUAUCCGUGUUCUCGGUGAAAGUGGCUCUAGCAACGUUGUGCGCGGGAAAACUCAUGGACAAAUUUCGAUAUAUAUAUUCGCAAAUAUCCGAUAGCAACGGGCACAUGAUACACUGGAGGUUCGCCGAUUAUCUGAAAGAGGUUCUAGCUUUAACCGCGGCAGUCUACGAGUCUCCAUCAUUCGGAUAUUCCGAUGGUCUUGCUAAUUCCAUUUUUCCGGCGAACUCCAAAGUCACUGUAAACGAUUUCCUGGAUACACUUAUGUCGGAUCCUGGACCACAUUGCUUAAUCUGGUUGCCGUUAUAUCACAGAAUGGCGGCCGUGGAAACAGUUGCUCAUCCUAUUAUGUGCGAUGCGUGUCACAAGGAGAACUUCACCGGAUUCCGAUACAGAUGUCAGAAGUGCCAUUCGUACCAGCUAUGUCAAGACUGUUUCUGGCGCGGUAAAGUUUCAGGAACACACAAUAAUGAUCACGAAACGAGAGAGUAUAGCAGUUUCAAAUCACCGAGCAAACAAAUUGGCCAUUCUCUGCGGAAGAGCUUCAGAUGCGUUCCCGAGAAAGGGAAGAACAGUCUACCACGAUUCCCGGAACAACCUGAGAAGACGUUAGAUUUGUCGCAUAUUGUCCCACCGUCACCUUUACCAUCUCACAACGGUUUUCCAGAUCCAGGAUUUAUGGCUCCAUUUGAUUCGGGUUCAAUGGACAGUCGUUCGACCCUGAGAAGUAUGGACAGUUCAAGAGUGGACGAUGAACAUAAAUUAAUAGCACGAUAUGCACAAAGGUUGGCACAAGAAGCUAGGACCAUGCCUCGUACCGCGUCCAGAAUGUCCCAGGCAGAUCAAGCGGGUCGAGCACCGUCGGAUGUCAACCUGGCGUCAUUGGACGCGUCGCGGGCGCAGCGUGAGCUUAUAUCGCAGCUGGAAGCGAAGAACAAGGAAAUAAUGCGCGAGAUAGCAAGGUUAAGAAGGCAACAAGAGAUUGAAGCUGCAGGUUUAGAAAAUCCUGCGUUAAUGUCAGAAUUACGAGCUUUGAGGCAGAGAAAGGACGAACUGGAGACACAUCUAGCGACGUUGCAAGAUUCCAGAAGGCAGCUAAUGGUACAGUUGGAAGGUUUAAUGAAAAUGCUUAAGAAUCAUCAAGCAUCACCACGAUCAACGCCGAAUAGUUCGCCGCGAAGUACCAAGUCACCGCCUUUGCCACCCGGUGCCAUACCGAGCAGUAGAUCGGCACCGCCGACUCCUGGCGGACCCUUGUCUACGACACCUCAACAACAGCAACAGCAGCAACAACAACAACAAAUGCAACAACAGCAAAUGCAACAGCAGCAAAUGCCGCAACAAAUGUCCCAGAGCUAUCAAAAUCCCGUACCAACGACAGUGGCUAACGUGCAAGGCAAUGCUAUGCUCGGCACGAUACAGAAUCCCAUUCCAGAUAGCUUAUCAUGCGUUGGAGGCGAUGUAAGGUCUGCGUUCAGGACAAACAGCUUACCAGGCAGCGGCUCCAGCAGUGCCAAUAAUAGUUUGGGCCGAUCCUUAAGAAACGACUUACUGGUAGCCGCCGACAGCGUUACUAAUGCCAUGUCAACACUCGUGAGGGAAUUAAAUUCAGACGUGUUGUGGAAUGUGUGUGAUGCACCCCCCGUGAAUGUGUCCCGGUGGCUUGCAGACUCAGACCAGGAGGACCAUUCUCACAACUCGGGACUAAUGAACAUCAGAAAACCGUUAGACUUUGAAGUCGGUGAGGAUGGAGACGAUAGCAGCGGCGGUGGAAAUUCCUGGCGAGAGGAGCUACAGCGACGUUAUCAACAGGACAAUGACUUUUUGGUGGAAUUGCGAUCUCGUAAUAGUAUACCGCAAACACCAUCGGCCACAUUGUCUAGCGAACAGGAGCAGGAGAGAGGCGAGAGAGAAGAGGCAGAUGGUGAGAAGGAAGAUGAGGAAGAAUCCAACUGGGCAGAAGCGAUGAAAAGAUGGGUCAAUCGAUAAAUCGAUCUAGCGAGGAGCACCGAGCAUUAGGUGUCAGAGAUACGAGUUUGAGAAAUUAAAUGAAAAAGAUGCGACCGGAUUACAUACACCUACACGCUGUGAACUAAUGCUUCAAUUAGUAUACAAUGUAAUCUUAUUGAAAAUUGGAUGUUGUGCGAUUUCGAAAAGCUAUGCAUUUUGUGGUACUUACAGUCGAGGGACGAUGCGAAAAUCGACAAAUUGUAAUUGAUGUAAUUGUAUUUGACGAAAGUCAUGAAGAUUUUCACGUAAAACGUGAUGUGUACGAAGUAACCAAGUACUGUAAUUCAUUCGUAGAAUGGCGAGCAUACAAUGAUUUUGCUACUGCGUUUAUUUGCAAUUUGUAAUAAGACUGUCAGAGUUUGUUAAAUAUAUACCCAUAUACAUACUAUACAUAUAUAUAUAUACACACAUAACUAUACGAAUACGACUUGAAAAUAAAUAUUUGCGUUUUAUUACAAUUUUUAUUUGUUGUUAUUAUUGUUACCGCUAUUUGUAAUUACUAUUAAGCGAAUUAAAUGCAAUAUACAAAAGUACAGUAUGUAUCUUGUAAUUCCAUCGCUUUAAAAACUAGUUUAAUUUUAAGGAAUUAUAUAUCUGUACAUAUUUGAAACAAGAUAAUUGAUAAUUGUCGAAAUGAUUUUAUCAUCUCGCAAUAUUAUUUAUUCAUGCAGACGUUAUAUUUAUAUUAUACAAAAAAUUUUGCACAAGUGUUACCAUACUAUUGACCAAACCUGAAGUAAUUAACUGUAACAGUAAGGCAAUUGCAGUUAAAUCAAUUUUUUGAUAUAUAUUACAAGUUUAGCAGAAACUUGGUUUGGAAAGCCAAAGUGUGUUUUUGUACAUUCGUACCGGCACUUGACGUACAAUAAUAAAGCUAUUAAAUAAAAAAAGGAAUAAUACAUAAACGAGUAUAGAAGUAUCUGACACAUUAGAUAACGCUUCGAAUGACGACUUUGAAUUUGUUCACAUUUACAGUUGCAGAAUACGAAAGAGUAGAGGAACAAAACUAGUCUUACGUACAAAGUACUCGUUUUUCAGUUCCUAGGAUAUAAGAGAAUAUUUCGAUUAAUAAUUCAACUGUUAAAACAUGACUGCUAUCGAUAAAAACUAAUGCGUUUUGUAAUAUUUAAAUGUCCUGUCCGCAAAGUAUCCUGUGUAUAUAUACGCAUGUGACGUCCGAAUUUCCCUUUGUCUAUCUCUUUGCGUAUGAAAAUGAUGUAGCGCCUAUGGAAACUGAAUAAAAAUUUAUAGAUACAUAA